Messenger RNA from Zalophus californianus (California sea lion), 1695 nucleotides. It is a transcript of the gene ZNF501, whose product is annotated as zinc finger protein 501. Lineage: Eukaryota; Metazoa; Chordata; Mammalia; Carnivora; Otariidae. Bases 880 to 1695 code for a protein of 271 amino acids. The record is from RefSeq and is a predicted model, not a curated record. Gene Ontology annotation, molecular function: DNA-binding transcription factor activity, RNA polymerase II-specific; RNA polymerase II cis-regulatory region sequence-specific DNA binding. Gene Ontology annotation, biological process: central nervous system development; regulation of transcription by RNA polymerase II. Gene Ontology annotation, cellular component: nucleus. The transcript has a single exon.
UCUCUUUCUGUCAAUUAAAUAAAUAAAAUCUUCAAAAAAAUAAUAAAAAAUAAAACCAAGAGUUGGACACUUAACCUACUGAGCCACCCAGGCAACCCUCCUUUGAAAUCCUAAAGAGAAACUCUAAUUUCUAAAGAAUGAUAGAAGCUUGUACUUUCUCAAGCAGCACGAGCAAUAUAUUGCUUACAGGCAACCUAAGGAAAUAUACUCUUCACCUAGUUUUUGAGUAGUAGAGACUGUAGGUAAGUAGGUAGUUUUCCCUAACACUAAUUUGCCCAAGAUUGGUAUACUUAUCCCUUUCACAUUCUACUAUUUAUCACUCUGGAUGAUCCUAAAUUACCUGGAUUCGUUUUUAGUCUUUAAGUGUUCCAGAAUCAAUCACGAUAGGGAAUUUUAUAGAUUUCCCAAUAUGUGUCACUACUUAAUCUCUUCUCCCUAUUAUCUAAUCUUUUCUCCAGGUCAUUGCGAUCUAUCUCAAUUACUGAGAAGAGGAUAAAAAUCAAGAUUCCACAAUGCACGUCCCCUGUUCUGCACAGAGGACAUUUUCCCUUUUGAUUUUUUUUUCCCCCCAGACAAGAUGACCAAGCCUGAUGCAACAGUGUUAAAUGACUUGUGGAAGAUGUGCAGGGUCAGAGAACCUGGUCAUCUGGGUUUGCGUUUGGAGAAGGUAAAGACGCAUGCUGAAGAAGGAAGAGAAGGGGUAUCCUGCAGGAAUGCCCAAGGGAACAGUGCAUGCACACAUAUACCCAAAGCUUUCCUAGGACAGAGUUACUGUAACCAUAAUCAUCUUUGAGAACGUUCAUUGUUAAGUGUCAUGAAUUUGAGAGUUUCCUCUAAACCUGAACCUAUUGGACAGACAUUCCUUGUGUUACAGGCAGCAUGAGUUCCAGCCAGAUUUCACUGCAAAUGAACCCUCAGAGACUUAACAUGCAGAAGAAAUCUUCAAAGUGUAGUGAAUGUGGGAAAUUCUUUACUCAGAGAUCAUCUCUUACCCAGCAUCAGAGGAUUCACACAGGAGAGAAGCCCUAUGUAUGUAGUGAAUGUGGAACUUGUUUCCGUAAACAGUCAAAUCUUACUCAGCAUUUGAGGAUUCACACAGGAGAGAAACCUUAUAAAUGUAAUGAAUGCGAGAAAGCCUUUCAAACAAAAGCAAUCCUUGUCCAGCAUCUGAGAAUUCAUACUGGAGAGAAACCCUAUAAGUGCACUGAAUGUGGCAAAGCCUUUUGUCAGAGUCCAUCCCUUAUCAAACACCUGCGAAUUCAUACUGGAGAGAAACCGUAUAAAUGCGCUGAAUGUGGCAAAGCCUUUAGUCAAAGCAUUUGCCUUACCCGUCACCAGAGAAGUCACUCUGGAGAUAAACCUUAUAAGUGUAAUGAAUGUGGGAAAGCCUUUAAUCAGAGCGCAUGCCUCAUGCAGCAUCAGAGAAUUCAUUCAGGAGAGAAGCCUUACACAUGUACUGAAUGUGGUAAAGCCUUCACUCAGAACUCCUCCCUUGUUGAACAUGAGAGAACUCACACUGGAGAGAAACUUUACAAGUGUAGUGAGUGUGAAAAAACUUUCCGCAAACAAGCACACCUUAGUGAACAUUACAGAAUUCAUACCGGAGAAAAACCUUAUGAAUGUGUUGAAUGUGGGAAAUCCUUCAGGCACAGCUCAGCACUUGUUCGACAUCAGAGGCUUCAUGCUGGAGAAUAA